This is a messenger RNA of Gracilinanus agilis (Agile Gracile Mouse Opossum), 1161 nucleotides long. RefSeq names its product KASH domain containing 5 (gene KASH5). Bases 16 to 1161 code for a protein of 381 amino acids. Gene Ontology annotation, molecular function: dynein complex binding. The transcript is spliced from 15 exons. The record is from RefSeq and is a predicted model, not a curated record. Gene Ontology annotation, cellular component: chromosome, telomeric region; lateral element; meiotic spindle pole. Gene Ontology annotation, biological process: telomere localization; chromosome localization to nuclear envelope involved in homologous chromosome segregation; spindle assembly. NCBI's taxonomy places the organism in Eukaryota, Metazoa, Chordata, Mammalia, Didelphimorphia, Didelphidae.
ACCUUCUUCAGCAUCAUGCAGGGCUGGAUCGCCACCUGCCAACUGGGACCGGGAUUAGAGCUGGAAGACGAGGCGGCCGGGGAACCCAGCCUUCUGCCAUCUGACUUAGGAGACUCUGCCCAACCUGAGAGCUAUGAAGACGAGGAAACUGGGCCUGAGCUGCUGGCCACAGCAGAACUGCUCAGCAGCCUGGAGGAGCUGGAACUCAGCAAUCGGAGGCUGGUGGGGGAGAACGCCAAACUCCAGAGAAGUGUGGAGACCGCCGAUGAGGGGGCCGCCCGGCUGGGGGAGGAGCUGGCCUCCCUGCGAAAGCAGCUCCGCAGUUCCCAGCAGGCCUUGCAGUUUGCCAAGGCUGUGGAUGAGGAACUAGAAGAUAUGAAGAGUUUGGCCAAGAGCCUGGAGGAGAAGAAUCGAAGCCUCGUGGCCCAGGCCCGGCAGACGGAAAAAGAGCAGCAACAGCUGGUAGCUGAAGUGGAGACCCUGCAGGAAGAGAAUGGGAAGUUGUUGGCGGAGAGGGAUGGUGUGAAGAAGCGGAGUGAGGAGCUAGCCAUGGAGAAGGAGGCCUUGAGGCGUCAGCUGUGUGAGUAUGAGAGCCUCAUUUGCCACCGAGACACUAUCCUCUCUGAGCGGACAAAUCGGACAGAGAAUCUGACUGAGGCCUUAGAGGAGUAUAGGGCCACCAUCCAGGAGCUGAAGCAGAAAAUCUCCCACCUGGAGGAGCAGCUGAGUCAGAGCCGCGAGGGUCCCGAGGGGUUUCAGGACGGGACCCAAGGAAUCACAGGUGGAUGGAUAAAGCUACACCCCCAGUCCCUGUGCCUGGAGAUUGAGGCCAUUCAGCAGAUAACCGGCCCGGAGAAGUCAAGUGAAUUGCUCAGCAGCUUGGAAGAGGAAAAUUCAUGGUUACUGGGAGAGCGGGACCACCAGAGAGCCAGCCAGAAGGGCAUGAGGCCCCCAGACACGGUUGGAUACCUCAGCACAAUGGAGGGCGCGCAGCUUGGAGACAGACCAUGUCCUGAUGCCAGGAGCAGCCCCAGCGAUGCCGCCCUCCUUCAAGCCAUAGAGCCUCUUGUGGGCCAACUGCCUUUAGCUGGGCGGCGGCGGCAGCGGAGAACAAGCUGGGAACUGUAUCCCACUCCUAUAGCUGCCCAGACACCUAGGUAA